AUUAGGUUUUGGUACUAAAUCCCUAAAACCCUAGAAAAUACAAUCCCUCUUAGAAACAGAGAGCUUCUUCUUCUCCUUCUUCUCCAAAUUCAGUUUACUCUCUCUCUUCCCCCAAAGAUGCGACCUUUAGACGAGACCGAGACGACCGUCGUCUUUGAGAAGCUCUUCAAAUUCGUGGGCAACAACCUCAAGAAGAUCGUCGAGAACCCAUCAGACGAAGGACCCGAAUCAACACCCGGAAGCUACUGCUUCCGCCUCCAGAAGAACAGAGUCUACUACGUCAGCGACGCGCUCGUGAAGCGAGCCACGAACAUCUCCAGGAAAAACCUAGUCUCUCUCGGAACCUGCAUCGGCAAGUACACCCACGCCGGUAGCUUCCAUCUGACGAUUAUGUCGCUCAAUAUCUUGGCGGCGAAUGCUAAACACAAGGUAUGGCUCAAACCCACUUCGGAGAUGUCUUUCCUUUACGGGAACCAUGUGUUGAAAGGAGGGUUAGGGAGGAUUACUGAUAGUAUUGUUCCUGGAGAUGGUGUUGUUGUGUUCUCUAUGUCUGAUGUUCCGUUAGGGUUUGGUAUUGCGGCUAAGAGUACGCAGGAUUGUAGGAAAUUGGAUCCCAAUGGUAUUGUUGUGCUUCAUCAGGCUGAUAUUGGAGAGUAUUUGAGGGAUGAAGAUGAGCUUUGAGGGGUUUUUAAAGGGCUUGUCUUUGUUGGAAAUGUUUGUUUUAAGUUUAUGUUAGUCGGGUCUUGAACUCAGUAGCUUGAUUCUGCUUGUUCUAAGUUAUAAGGUAUGUAGCGGUUGUUACAAGUUUUGUUGAAACUAUGGAAAGUCUCCAUUUUUAUGAAUCUGUUUUAAGGUGUUGUUGAUGUUUUUGUGAGUGUUUUUGGGUAUGUAAACGCUCACAUACAUACGCUAAUUAUCAAUUCGGUAAGCUGAUGAUUAAGAUUUGUGUUGGAAACU
Messenger RNA from Camelina sativa (false flax), 957 nucleotides. RefSeq lists its product as uncharacterized. The record is from RefSeq and is a predicted model, not a curated record. Gene Ontology annotation, cellular component: nucleus. NCBI's taxonomy places the organism in Eukaryota, Viridiplantae, Streptophyta, Magnoliopsida, Brassicales, Brassicaceae. Gene Ontology annotation, biological process: ribosome assembly. Gene Ontology annotation, molecular function: RNA binding.